Messenger RNA from Phaeoacremonium minimum UCRPA7, 1002 nucleotides. Its product is annotated as putative g-protein coupled receptor protein. The coding region runs from base 1 to 1002 and encodes 333 amino acids. Lineage: Eukaryota; Fungi; Ascomycota; Sordariomycetes; Togniniales; Togniniaceae. The record is from RefSeq and is a predicted model, not a curated record. The transcript has 3 exons.
AUGGAGGAAGUUAAGACACAAUCCUACGGUGUGACGACAGAAAGUGUCGGCAAGUCUUCAGUGGACAAGAGCGGCAAGCACUUGUUCGUGACUCCAGUAUGGGUGACUGUCGUUCGGGGUUUCCAAAUCUUCUUCGGCUUCGUCAUUCUGAUCCUGGCCGGCAUUCUUAUUCAUGGUCUAGCAAUGGACGCUGUUUGCUUUGCUUUAGCUUGUGGUCUCUUCACAUGGAUUGUGGGCUUCUACUCAGUCCUGACCGAAAAGGUGCACAGUUGGCGGACAGCAUAUAACCAUUGGGCGGUUCUAUCACUCGACAUAUUCAUGACCAUCCUUUGGCUGGCCUCUAUGGGGGCUGUCGCAGCCCUACGAACUAGCUUCAAGUAUGAUGUCGACGCCGAUUGUUACGACGACGGCUCUGCUGUGAAUGCCGGUCACUGUGUUGUGUACAAGAGGAGUCUCGAGAAGCGUUUUGCAGUUGCUAGCCAGGCUGGACUCGCAACAAUGAGCGCCAUUGCUGGACUGAGUGCCCUAGAGAUGCUACUCUUCAUCGCCUCUCUAGCUUACCUCGCUCACCAAAUCCGCCUUCACUACCGAUCAAACAAGUCCUCGGAUCCUGCAACAGUCGAGAUGAACGCGCAGCAACAACAGCCCAUGCUCUCUCAGCAGAUCCCGGCUACCGCUCCAACCUCAGCCUACACCGAUCAAACACCGUACCAAAACACCCAGUACACAGGUGCUCACGGCCAGCAGACGCAAUACACGAGCCAGCCUGCCCAGCUUUACGAUGGCUAUGCCUACCAGCAACAGCAGCCUCAGCAACCGCAACCUCAGCAUCCUCAACAACAACAGGCGUACCAGUACCCACAGGAAGUACCGGCUCAGCCACAAGGGUAUGGACAGUCUCCGGUCGCAUACACCCCGUCAGCGAGCCCGGCUCCAACAUAUGUUACGAAUCCGGGUCAUUAUCCGGCACAAGGCCAGGUGUAUCAGCCUCCGCAACAGUAG